CUCUGGCCAAGACUAAAAUCGAAUUGCCAUCUUCUGGCAAAGUUCAGUUGAGUUCCGUGCUUAUACGAGUGCUGUCGCAUCUUGGCCAGGGUCAUUUGCCGUUUCCGAGUGCUUUUCAGGCUGCCAAAUGCAAUUUUCGAUUUCGAUUGUGCUCGCAGUUUGCGCACUGGGCGCGAUCCGCGCCGAGGGGCGGGUGCGCGGCAAGCAAUAUGACGAGGAAAAGGAUACCAUUGUGGAGCUGCCCAAAUUGGGCGCCAUACAGGGUAAAAUAGUGGAGACCGCGUGGACCAAGCGCGAAGUGUUGCAGUUUGUCGAUGUUCGAUACGCCGAGCCGCCAACUGGACAACAUCGUUUCAAGCCACCGCGUCCCAUUGAGCCCUGGGAAGAUGUGAUGGAUGCGACGGCGGAGAAGAUCGGCUGUCCGUCUGUCGUUUCGAUGGACGCACUGCAAAAGCUGGACGACGUGCUGGACGUCGAGGACUGCCUGACGAUGAGCAUAACCACCCCGAAUGUGACCGGGAGACUGCCCGUACUGGUCUACAUACACGGGGAGUACCUCUAUGAGGGCAGCAACUCGGAAGCGCCGCCCGACUAUCUGCUGGAAAAGGACCUGGUGCUGGUGACGCCGCAGUAUCGCCUGGGACCAUUUGGUUUUCUGUCGACCAAAACCGAUGAGAUACCCGGCAAUGCCGGCUUCCUCGAUAUCUUCUUGGCCCUGCAAUUCGUCAAGCACUUCAUUAGGUAUUUUGGGGGCGAUGCGAGCCGCAUUACGGUGGCCGGGCAGGUGGGUGGCGCGGCCAUAGCGCAUCUGCUCACACUCUCCCCGAUGGUGCAGCGUGGCCUGUUCAGUCAAGUGAUUUAUCACUCCGGCUCAGCCAUUAUGCCCAUCUUCUUGGAGGACAAUCCGCGCAAGCAUGCGCAGGAAAUUGCCGAAAAAGCCGACUGCCAGAUGGUUACCGUGCGAGAUCUCAAUAAAUGCCUGAUGGAGCUUAGUGCUUUGGAGCUGCUGAAUGCAUUCAUGGACCAUGCGCUUGAGAAAUCAGAUCUGGGCAUUGGUCACACCGGAGGCAUACAGUUCACAAUCGGCGGGCCCAGCGGCGUGCUGCCCAAGCAUCCCUAUGAUCUCAUGCUGGACUCGAACUUUUCCUAUCCUGCAAUGGGCGGCUGUCCCAAGAACGCAGGCACACGCGUGCUGAAUGAGAUUGUGGAGAACGACUUUGAGGGGAAGAUACCAGAUGAUGAAUACAAUACCUACAACUAUAUCGAUCACGUUAUACGCCAGGUGGUGGGUACCGACAAGACCAUGCUGCUGACCAGCUUUGUCACCCAUGACUUCUUCAAUCGCCACCUGCUGGAGAACGGGACUUUCGACACCCUAAUACCACGGCUAAUUGAUGUGGCGGGCACUUUAAACCACAAGCUGCCGGUGCUGCUGGCUCUUAACAUGAACAACAAACACAAUCCGGACAACACGUUCCUUUACUCCUUUGAAUACGCGGGCGAGUUCAAUCGAUACCGCGACAUGGACGAGGAGACGAACAUGCAGAGUCCCUUCAAGGCGGGCGUCUCACUCACCGAUGAGGCGCUUUACCUAUUCCCCUAUCCCGACCAUGUCAAGCGCCUGAGUCCUCCCGAUAUGUCAAUGGCACAUCGCAUGGUUGACCUAUGGACAAACUUUGUAAUUACCGGCAAUCCGCUGGGCUCAUAUCGAUCCGGCUACUGGCCUCCCAUGACAACGCUCUACGGUCCCUACAUGAAGAUCGACGAGACGCUUACCAUUGGCGGCAAUUACUUCAAUGAAUUUUCAGCUACGCUAAGGGACGAGGAAGAGGGCCACAGUCUCAUACGUGAGAUCUAUUAUUUGCGUAACCGCGCACGCCGCAAAGAUUUGGGCCUGGCACAGCGCAGGAGGCAAGCAGCAGCAACAGCUGCCACAAGCAAGCUCAAGAAAGUGGAGGUGCGGAAGAGUCUCGUAAGGCGUCCAAAUCGAAACAAGAUACGCUUUUAG
Molecule: messenger RNA, 2008 nt
Organism: Drosophila montana
Lineage: Eukaryota; Metazoa; Arthropoda; Insecta; Diptera; Drosophilidae
Product: glutactin
Exons: 4
Coding region: 128-2008 (626 amino acids)
Molecular function (GO): serine hydrolase activity
Source: RefSeq, a predicted model, not a curated record